CUGCUGAAGAAUUUAGGAAGAGAAUCAAUCAAAACUGUGCCAUUCUUGCAACAGCCAUGCAAUUAGAAAAUAUAUCUGGGUGUGGUUCAGUAGUAGACCAAUUUGAAGCUAGACAAGCUGAUAGUCUGCAAGAUGGUAAAAGAGAUCAAAUGCAUAAUAGUUUAAUGAGUAUGCUCACCCGAGGUCUGGAGGAGACAGUUGUUGCAAGUUGGGAUGACAUAGAAUUACAUUCAUCUCAGUCCUUGGAGUCAAAGAAUGACCAGACUGUCAGCAUUGGAUAUGUAGGAGAUGAAUGGGAUGAAGAAUAUGAUAAGGGGAAGAGGAAGAGGAAGAAGAUAAGGGGCUCCAAGCACAGCUUUAGUGGACCGAAUCUUUUCCAAGAAAUUGCUACCGAGAAAUCCAAGUUUAAAAGGGUAAAGUUGGAUCAAUCUAGCUCAGGGAACCCGCCGUUUAGGAUGUCUGUGGACUUUUUGUAGCAAUUGUCGAUUUGUCAAACGCUGAAAGUGUAGUGAAGA
Gastrolobium bilobum is the source of this 515-nucleotide messenger RNA. RefSeq names its product ubiquitin carboxyl-terminal hydrolase 23-like. The transcript is spliced from 3 exons. Bases 57 to 476 code for a protein of 139 amino acids. The record is from RefSeq and is a predicted model, not a curated record. Lineage: Eukaryota; Viridiplantae; Streptophyta; Magnoliopsida; Fabales; Fabaceae.